AUGAACAGAGGGAACCCAUCGCGCACAGUGUAUUUAGGAUCAAUACCUUAUGACCAGACAGAACAGCAAAUCUUAGAUCUAUGCCAGACCAUCGGGCCAGUAACGGCAAUGAAGAUGAUGUUCGAUCCGACUACUGGUAAGUCGAAGGGGUAUGCUUUUAUAGAGUUCAAAGACUUGGCCACUUCAGCUAGUGCUGUGAGAAACUUGAAUGGAUACCAGCUUGGCUCGAGGUCGUUGAAAUGCGGUUACACCACUGGAAGCGGUAUCAACGGUAGUGGUGCCAACUCUGGGCCUGGCGAUGACGAGGAAAACGGCCCUUCCAGCAUGGCAGAUGACGUGAAAUUCCCCUGGCUACCUGUAGGGGUGGACGUGAAUAUCAACAUGACAACGCCCGCUAUGUGCAUCAGCAGUGAACUAAGCAAGCUACAAAAAGAUCAACAAAUUGAACUGAUAAAGGUAAUACAAACUUUCUGCAAGGACGAUAAAGAAACCUUCGUCAAUCUACUCGAAGAGGCCCCACAACUCAGCUACGCUGUCGCAGAACUUUUGUUGAGUAACGGAGUAUGUAGCGUGGACGAACUAACACAGCUAGCAAUGGCUAGCAAGCAGAAAACGGAAGAACCGAUGGAAAACAACAUCGAAGACGGUCUAGACGAAGAAAAAGUCGAUCUACUAAGGCAGGUUCUCCAGUUGCAGGAUUCCGAUAUCGCAAUGCUUCCGCAAGAAGAAAAGAUGGCAGUGUGGGAUCUCAAACAGAGGGCAAUGAAGGGAGAAUUUGGACACCUUUAA
This is a messenger RNA of Kluyveromyces marxianus DMKU3-1042, 789 nucleotides long. RefSeq names its product Rna15p (gene RNA15). NCBI's taxonomy places the organism in Eukaryota, Fungi, Ascomycota, Saccharomycetes, Saccharomycetales, Saccharomycetaceae. Gene Ontology annotation, biological process: mRNA 3'-end processing. Gene Ontology annotation, molecular function: mRNA binding. Gene Ontology annotation, cellular component: mRNA cleavage and polyadenylation specificity factor complex. The record is from RefSeq and is a predicted model, not a curated record. The transcript has a single exon. Bases 1 to 789 code for a protein of 262 amino acids.